AUGUCCAACACACCACCCCUCCCUCCUCCAACAUCCUCAUGGACAUUCACUCAAGGCUUCAUACUGGGUCAAGCAUCAUUCCUGAUCAUAGUACUCCUCUUCGUGAGAUACGUGGUAUUCUCACCUUCCGAGGAGAUAGAUGCGGAAGGUUGGAAACAGAGAAGAGCGGAGAAAGCCAAGAAAGCCCUCUUAUCCACUACCUCCGUCCCACCUCCGCCACCUGCUCAGCUGUUGCAGAAAACAAAUUACGAAAUGGCUACUCAUGCUGCCGAGUCGACAGAUUGGGUGAACGUCCUACUAGCUCAGAUGCUGCAAGGAUACAGGAAUGAUCUGCUCUCUGCGAAUGGUGAAGAAGGGGCAAGACAGAGGAUAGAGAAAUGGUUGAAUCCCACUGGCAAGAAUCUAAGUUGGCUUGAUCCGAUCGAAGUCACCUCACUAUCGUUAGGCAAAGCUUACCCAUUACUCUCAAAUGCUCGAAUACGGCCUGCGGACGGUCAAGGUAGAAUCCGCGCAGAGAUAGAUGUAGACUACCUUGAUUCCAUUUCCCUCUCACUGUCCACUGCGGUACUGGUCAAUUUCCCCAGACCUAGGUUCGCCGUAUUGCCCGUAGCGUUAGGUGUGGAGCUUGUGUCGAUAGGCGGGACUUUGAGUGUACAACUGCAUGAACCGGUUGACGAGAGACAGCAUAUACAUGUCAGUCUGUUACCUGAUUUCCACCUCAACCUCAAGACUACCAGUUUGCUAGGUAGUAGGGCCAAACUACAAGAUAUACCGAAACUCGAACAACUCAUCUUAUCCCGGCUUCGAUCCGUCAUUCAAGAUCGAUUCGUCUACCCUGCUCAUCUCUCUCUUGCCCUACCCCGUAUACUCUCUCCAUCUGUAUCUCCUACACCACUUCUGAACGACCUAGGCGAAUCAGCAGUGAACGCCAUGAGCGAAGCUAUGUCGCAGGGUAUAUCAAGGAUGGUCAAUGAUAUGAUGGGACCAGGAGCAAGUCCAAGUAUGGAUAACACUACUGUAGAUGUAGACGAGGACGAGGACGAAGGGUUAUAUGAACCUUUGGAUGAAGUAGCUAUAUCCAGAGCGAGAGAAUUGGAUAGGGAAGAAGGUCUGGAUGGUAAUACCGAUACUACUCCUUCAGUAAGUAUGGGAGGAAGAGGCGAAAAGAAAAUACCUAUUCCAGCAAAUUUGGCACCUUCGAACACGACGUCAACAAGCAGGGUUGAACAACCUAUACCUCGCAGACCACCAUAUCUAUCAACUCAAACAUCGCGUCCUAAUUCACCAUCUAUCACUUCAUAUAGACAACAGAUACCUGUACCCGUCCCUACGGCUAGUUCGGCUACGCCAAGUGUGAAUGAUAGUCAGAAUCUAAACCAGUUCAGGUUCAGAGGUCAAUUCGCUUCCAACCCCCCUACGCCUGGCGCUGAUGGAUUAGGAACGAUGCAGGGUCAUGGAACAGGCAGGAGAAUGGGGGUGUUCAAUAGUCGUGCCGUUGGUUAG
Messenger RNA from Kwoniella mangroviensis CBS 8507, 1503 nucleotides. RefSeq lists its product as uncharacterized. The coding region runs from base 1 to 1503 and encodes 500 amino acids. Gene Ontology annotation, molecular function: lipid binding. Gene Ontology annotation, cellular component: ERMES complex; endoplasmic reticulum. The record is from RefSeq and is a predicted model, not a curated record. The transcript is spliced from 7 exons. Gene Ontology annotation, biological process: phospholipid transport; mitochondrion organization. NCBI's taxonomy places the organism in Eukaryota, Fungi, Basidiomycota, Tremellomycetes, Tremellales, Cryptococcaceae.